Messenger RNA from Anopheles cruzii, 2593 nucleotides. RefSeq names its product ras-related protein Rab-7a (gene Rab7). Gene Ontology annotation, molecular function: GTPase activity; GTP binding. Lineage: Eukaryota; Metazoa; Arthropoda; Insecta; Diptera; Culicidae. The transcript has 5 exons. Gene Ontology annotation, biological process: phagosome-lysosome fusion; endosome to lysosome transport. Bases 289 to 912 code for a protein of 207 amino acids. Gene Ontology annotation, cellular component: phagocytic vesicle; late endosome; lysosome. The record is from RefSeq and is a predicted model, not a curated record.
AACGGCGCUUAUACACAAGUUCAUUUGUUGUGUCUGUGUGUGUGUGUGUGUGUUGUCGCAAUGUUUUGUGCAAAGAAUUGCGUUUUGUUUAAAUCGCCCUGUGCCCUGUUCGCGGCAGUGACCCUUUCGCAGCUGUGACGCCUUCCCUUAAUUGAUACGACGAUCGUAUUAUUUGUGUCACUGGCGAAAAUAAGCAAUCAAACCUAAGCAUGUCACACUUUCAGCCGGCAGUACUGUAAAAAUUGCCACAAGUGAUCUGCAGAGGCGGAGGAAAAGUUUCUCUUUGAAAUGGCCACCAGGAAAAAAGCUCUCUUAAAGGUGAUCGUCCUCGGAGACAGCAGCGUCGGCAAGACGUCACUGAUGAAUCAGUAUGUGAACAAACGGUUCUCCAACCAGUACAAGGCGACGAUCGGUGCGGACUUUCUCACGAAGGAAGUGGUGAUCGACGAGCGCGUCGUAACGAUGCAGAUUUGGGAUACUGCCGGCCAGGAGCGUUUCCAGUCGCUGGGUGUGGCCUUCUACCGUGGCGCGGACUGCUGCGUGCUGGUGUAUGACACGACCGCUCCGAAUACGUUCAAAAAUCUGGAAUCAUGGCGAGAUGAGUUCUUAAUACAAGCGAGUCCCCGCGACCCGGACCACUUCCCGUUCGUAGUCCUCGGUAACAAGAUAGAUCUGGAAAAUCGCGCUGUGUCUACAAAGCGCGCCCAGCAGUGGUGCCAGGCGAAGAACGAUAUUCCAUACUUUGAAACAUCGGCCAAGGAAGGCAUUAAUGUGGAUCUAGCGUUUCAAACCAUCGCCAAAAAUGCAAUAGCCCAAGAAAGCGAGGUUGAUCUGUACAACGACUUCCCCGAUCAGAUCAAACUGAACACUCGCGACAACCGGCCACGAAACGGAGACAACUGUUCGUGCUAAUAUUAUCGAAUUAGUAAAAUUGACCGUCACCCUCCAAAUACACCAGACAGCGCCAGUGUGCCAACACUGGUGUCCGCAAUAGCGAUAAUAGCGUCAACACUAGUAGCUACUGCAACCGCUGCCGUACCAGCGAAGAUACUAGCAGUCGUAGCAGCGGCGGUGCUGAUCGUGCUACGGAAGACGAAAUCUUUCCCAGCCGAAAAAGGACGACUAAUUUCCGGAACCACCCGGACAGAGUCGAAACCUAUAGUUUGCUAUAUUCUAAUCCGAUGUACGAUUAGCGUGUUGCUGUAGCUGCUUAACACCAGCGUAAACAUGAGUAACGGCAGUGAUCAUAACAUUUCUGACCGUGCUUUUUUCUCUUUCCGCAUACCGACGGCGAGCGGUCAAGGAGUCAUUUUUCGGCGUUAUUUGCAUUAUCCUAUCCAUUGCAUUCAUGUUGCACGCUGCAUCAGGCGUUAGACUGUUCAAGCAAGCUCGAUGAUGAUCAGAGGUUAGGCCGUUUCGUUUGCAUGUUGCCUUUAUUUUAUACAAACACAAACUGCUUCCUGAAUCAUCAUUUACAAAAAAAAAUGUGUAAAGGCUUAUUAGAGCGCAGCCACCGUUCGCAGAGGUUCGCUUGUUGUGCUUGUAACGGUCGCUUCCACCAGACAGCCAUUAUUAGAUAAUGCAAACACACCUAAUAUGGAUUGAGCACGCUCCGACGAAUGAAAAAGGGUAAACUUUAGUUCGUUUCACUGUUCGGUUGCACACCGGCAGCUACUGCCCACGAUUAUUGUCUAGAAACGGCAACGGGCAAGUUGUACAGUGGCGUUGGAAGACGAUAGGUACUCACCUAUCGUACACAAUGUUCUGAAAGAUUCGCAACGAAGAAUCGGUGAGCAAGAUCAAAUUAAAAUCACAAAACCGAGGCGCAUUGAACCGUACGAUACAAAACAGUUGACUUGCACCGAACAAGUUAUGCUCGUCACUAAAAUCAUAGCAAAUUAAGUGGACGAUGAUGGUGUCUGGCAGGAAGGACAUUAGGACAUCAAUUGAAGUGAACAAAACAAUGGAGGGUGAAGAAGAAAUGUGUAGAAAUAGUAAAGCCGUAAUUGAUAAUUCUAUCGAACAUUAUGCAUAUACAUAAAUAUUAAAGAAACAAAUAUUAUAUCUCCUAGAGAACCGAAACAAUAUUAGAAAAAUGUUUUUUUUCCUGUUUCGUCCUAUGAGUCGAUUCCACGUGCCGGCAAAGAAUCGAAAUGCUGGUGGCCACAUGUUUACUAAAACCAAUUCGUUCCAUACUUCUGCGUGCAACCGCGGUUCGCAAGCUAAUAUUCUAAGUUCUUAGGAUUUUCUAACAUGUUUUGCAGCAGAAUACAUUCACAUACGGCAUUUCGCCGGAUUCGGGUGGGAGUGCAAUUAAAAAAUCUCAAUCAGAAAAGCAAAAUGCCGUACUUGCACCGUCAUGAUUCCGAAUAGGUAGUGAAAGCAGGGCAAGCAGAAUUGUCUCAGCGCUCCUGGCAAAACGAAUCUCGGAGGAAGCUUCGUUUUGGCGACGGACAAACAUUCGUAAACUUUUUAGCUAUGAAAAACGAAAACGUGAUCGGGUAAGAUGAUGCCGUGUUGGGUACAGAUAAACAAAACAAACAUUGUAAAUGUGGCAGAUUUAACGAUAAAAACAAUAAACCUUUAUGAUAAA